CAGAAACACACAGCGAUCAGCUGACAGCGAGUGCAGCAGUAGAAAGUGCAGUUAUAAGGUUGUAAAUUUGGGUUUUGACACACUGAUUUGUCUCUAAGUGUUUGUAUAACCCCAGCGAGAGAAAACAGAGGAAUGUGAGCAGGAAGUGGGGGAAACUGCUGGUAUCUGGAAGCACUCAGGAGUGGGUGGAAGAAGUCGUCUUUCAGCCACAGCACAGAGUAAAACAUGAGCAGUGAGUACCAACCACUGUCUUCAGCAGAAUCAUGCAGGAGUUUAUUGAUAGAGACACCAGAGUGCUUUAUAUGCAGGGAUGUUGAACUUCAAGCCAGUGACCCACUGAGGAAUUUCUGUGACUGCAAGAAUUUACUUGCCCAUCACGUGUGUCUGUCCACAUGGAUCCAGAGGGGAUGUGGGAGUGAAGACAGGCUGCGAUGCAUUAUCUGCAAAGCCAAGUACCAGCUCCAGUGGAGUUCUCCAUUCCGGCUGCUCAGCCUCCAGUGGCAGACGUGGCUUGUGCUGAUCACUGUGCUUGUUUUGCUGGGUCUGGUGCCUUAUGUUGUUCACUGCAUGAUGACCACCUUCACCAGCCCUCCUCCUCCCAGCACCUUUAAAGUGGCAGCGGCCUCUUUUGGUCUCCUGACAGAGAUCCUGCUGAUGAAGUGUCUGUCGAGCUACCUCAGCAGUCGCUACCGACAGGCUGAGCAGAGCUCCUUCACAGUCCGGGCCAGGGGCUCUGAGGAAGACAGAACGAGCCCGGGCCGCUGGGAUGGGUCUGAGGCCACUUCAGCAGCGGCAGGCCAUGCUUCAUCAGCGGCCUCACCCAGUCAACGCGAGGACGCGAGGAAAGUGGAUGUGUUGAAGAGUGGAUGUUUCAGCCUUUUCUAAACCACUAACAGAAGGAGUUUACAGAAUAGAGAGCAAGAAUAAAUCCUUUGGGUAUUAGAUGUGUCUAACUGCAAUUUAAGAAAUUACAUCAGUUUAUCAGUGUGGCAUUUAUGAGAUCUUACAUUUUAAAACCUAUUUUCAAGGUGUCAGAUAUUUUUGUUUUCCUCUAAUAUGUCAAACCCUGGAUAUAUUCUUACGUAUUGCAAAUUGAUGAUAAGGAACAGAGCGCACGCAGCUUGCAUGCGUGUGUUCAGGCUCAGAGAGAAAAAAAAGCCUGAAAUCACUGUCUUUCCUUAAUGAUGCCCACACAGAGACAAUGGGGCGCCGCUCUGAUUAGUGUCACCUGUCCUUGUGCAUCUCAUCAGCUCCAUUAUGGCUCCAUCUCCCAUGCUUCUUCUGCUAAUUGAAUAGCCUGUGAAGUGGUGACGAGGACGGGGGCGAGAGCGGCGUCUGUCCCGCUGCUGCUUCGGAAAUGAGAGUAAAGCUUCCCAGUGAGACACCAGUUCUUAAACCAUAAACCAUUAUCAUGCGGAUAGAAAAGGUGCCAACAAGUAGCCCUCAUAUUAUAUUACCAUCAUAUCAUCUAUGGAUUAUUCUCAUAUAUAACAGCUUUUCCAUUUUGCAUCUACUGUAUGUUUUUCAGGGGAGAUGCAAUGCCGUGCCACACAUUUCAUAAGCGUAUCAGACAGAGCGUUCAUGUUGGACGUAGCCAUGAGAUGCUCACUAAUGUUUUUCAGGUGUGUACUCCAUACUUCAUACUACAGUAGCUGCAAAUAUAAAUUCAUAGCUAAGGUUGGGAAACUGGAGCAUUUGGUUACAGGAUCUGUGUUUUUCAUAGCAUCAACAAUAAUGAAGGAACUUGUCGACCAGUGGAACAUGAAUAAGAAAUAUCAGGCACAACACGUUUAUUGUUGGUUCUGGUAUUUUCAUGGAAUUUGUCAACCAUACAGAAAGUUAUUCCUGUAACUUUGGAUCACAUUUCAUUUACCAGGUUAAUGGUAGAGAAUGACCCUGAUGACAUCACCAGGGUCAUUUUAACUCAGACUGAUGUAGCUCGUCCAGAGUUCCCCUUUCUUGUAUAUUAAAUAAUAAUGAAGAAUAAGUGAAUGUUGUGUUACUCUGAACCAUUAUUGAACUAGUAUUUUGUUCAAAAGUUUUCAUACUGGAAAGUUUUAUACGUGGAAACAAAUAAAAACUGAGGCAGGCCUCAAUCUGAUGUUUACAUUGAACGAUUUUCAGGUCUCUCUGUAUUUAGUCAAAAUAAAAUACAUAAAAUAUUUUUCAGUUCUGCAAAGAAAAGCCUGAAAUAAAAAAGCGGUCUUUUAUUUUGAUUGGAUAAACAUUGCCAGCUGUGAUGCAGGGCUGUAGUGUUGGUGCCUCUCCUGCCAGGCAGCAGCUUUGCUGUUAUCUGCAUGUGCCUGAGGCACAGCUAAUGUAAAAAGAUCCUCCUCACUCUGCUCUGCUCUGCUCGCAGUGAGAUCUGCAGGCUUAUCCUGCCCAGUCCUUCUCCGUUUCACCUCUCGGUCACAGCCAAGUGACUCUCAGCUGUGCACCGCCUCAGUUUGGGCCUUUCUACAGACAGAAUAGGAGAAGUACAGCAGUAUCUCACUGCUGUAUCUGGUAAAUACCACAACAACAGGCUUGCAGAGGCUUCCCAGUGUCCCCAUGCCUGUAUAGUUCCGGGGCUUAAUGUGUGCAUGAGGGGCCAGAUGGACACUUUCAUGAGUGUAUGAGUGUGGAUUAUUCUGCCAGCUACAUCUGGGGCUCCACAUGGUACAGCAGACUGCGGUAAGAGAGGCAGGUGGGCACGUGGGGAGGGCGCCCCUCCAGUGGGUUCUCUUACAUCUAUACUCACAGACAGGGCAUCGCCGCAAAUGGCAAACCGAAAGGUUACGAGACCAACCUGCAAGACAAAUGCUCCUCUGAAUCCUGGCAAGCUCGAUGUCUUCUUCUGUCCUUUCCUCCCUGUCCUUCCCACCUGGAAACAGCCAACUGUUUCCAGGUGUACAGUGUGAAAAUAGUGUUCUUUACAUUACAUUUAUUCAGGAGGCACUUUUGUUCAUAGCAUUCCUCCCAUAUCCACACAAUGGAACAAUUUGGGGUGCAGCGUCUUGCUCAAGGACACUUUGUAAUGUGGACAAGAGGAGCCAAGGAUUGGACUGCCACUCCUAUGAUUAAUAGCCUACCUACUCUACCACCUGAGCUACAGCUGCCCAUAAUAUGAGCAUGCCACCACCAUUAACAUAUUAUCACAUUAUGUUCUGAUUCAUUGUUGUCAGUGUUCAUCACUGGGUCAAACAAGCAGAUCAUAUGAUAAUGUAGCAGGCAGACAAAGUAAAGCUGUAUUACACUGCCGCUGAAACGAUUAGUCAAUUCAUCGUUUAGUCAACAGAAAAUGAAUCAAAGCAAAUGACGAUAUGACCAAUAUAAAAAUACCAGAAGUAAAAGUAGUGAACUGAUAAUGUUAGAACAAUGUUAAGUAUCAGAAGUUAAAUAAGGCUGCUCGUAAUUCAGACAAGUGAGUACUAUACAGCCCGAAUUAUUAUUUCCAAUAUAUUAACGUGAAUGCAGCAUUUUACUGUAGUAGUUGGUCGAGUUGGAGCUGUUUUAACUAGUUUAUAUACAGUUGGGCAGUUUAAUCUGUUGCAGUACAUCAUAUUUCAUCAGCUCAUCAUUUCUUUUGUGUGUAAAAUGGUAAUUUAUGUGUAUAAUGUAUUUGUAUUGCUAUACCAGUUUGGAUGAUGCUUGAAUAUUAUCUCAUUGUUUCUGACAAUGACAAUAAAGUAAAAAAAAAAAAAAAAAAAGUAAAGUAGUAAAAAUAUAUGAAGAAAAUAGAAGCUAAACUAAAGAUGUCAAAUAAAUAUAGUGGAGUAAAAAGUGAAUCACUUCCCUCUGAGCUGUUGGGAUGCUGAGGUGUAAACUGGCCUGUCUCUAACAGUAUAUGUUUGAGACAGGGUGUACGUAAAAACUGCAGAUUAUAUCUGUGAGAUACACGGCGUACAGUGUCAAAUUCCAUCUCAACAUUAUGUUGAGCAUGCUCACAAAACUCAGCCCAAACUUAUUAAUGCCCCACACUCAUAUUAGAUUGAACUCAAGCCAAGGCCUUUGUGAAAUCAGAGCUCAUUAGACGAGUCCACCUCAUAAUGAGUGGCCAGAUCCAUCAGGAGAGAUAAAGCUCCCGCUCUGCGCUGACUGAGAUCCAGUCAAACACACCCACA
Molecule: messenger RNA, 4103 nt
Organism: Toxotes jaculatrix (banded archerfish)
Lineage: Eukaryota; Metazoa; Chordata; Actinopteri; Toxotidae
Exons: 5
Coding region: 226-885 (219 amino acids)
Molecular function (GO): zinc ion binding
Source: RefSeq, a predicted model, not a curated record